AUGUCGCCCGCGCCAGACGUGAAGCCGUCCCAGACGAGCUCGAUACUCAAGGAGCGGCGGUUCAAGCUGAGCAGAGCGUGCGACCGUUGUCGCCGGCGCAGGAUUAAGUGCGACGAGGGCCACCCGUGCCAGUCGUGUCUCACGUCCAGCUCGGCGUGCACGUUUGAGGAGCCGGGCAAGAGGACGCACCCGCACAAAUCAAAGCGGGCAGCAACGCUCGAAGACCGCAUGCAGCAGCUCGAGACGCUGAUCCAAGCCAUCCCUCCGCAAGUGUUCGCGGGGGCCGGUGCGCUCGGCGCUGGCCUACCGCAGUCGCCCGUCGAUCCAAGUACAAGUCCGCACGCGUCGUUCGCGUCGUCGACGCACAUCUUCCCCACGGCUGUCCCCCCACCUUCGCUGACGGCGUACCCGCUGAUCAACCCGUCGACGUUCUUCGGGCCCGUCAAGCCCGGCUCGCGCAAUGCGAGCCCGGGCUCGGGCUUCAGGAUGGGGUCGUCGAGCGGCGGCGUGGAUCAGUUUGGGGAGGAGACGUCGCGCAUGUCCCUCGCUUCGUCCUACAUGUACUUUGACGACGAGGGCUACACGCGAUGGCAAGGGGAGACGUCGGGGCUUCCCAUCCUCGACCUCCUUGUUGAGCGACACGCUGUCGUGAAACCUGACCCGGAGCGGCCGAUCGGCCAGCCAAGCUGUAAAGGACUGAACGGGCAGCCGUCCACCUGGUUCCCUGACCGGCAGCCGCGGCGUACAGAAGCGAACCCGGAGCACAUCUGGAAGCUGAUCACCUCGUUCAUCGUCCCCGAACUCAUGGACAGCCUCGUGCAGUGCUACCUCUCGACGUCAUACUACCUGAUGCCCUUCCUCCACGUUCCGAGCUUCCUCGCCGACUAUGGCAACCCCCGAAAAUGGGGCGAGCCUGGCUUUGCCGCGUUCAUCGUCGCGAUCUGCUGCCUCUCCUCGCGGCACACCGACGACCUGCGCGUGCGCGCGGACCCGAACGACAGCAACAGCGCAGGCACGCAGUGGUUCGACCUCCUCACGCGCCUCCGCCUCCUCCCGGGCGCGGACAAGCCCACGAUGUACACGAUCCAGUCCGUGCUCAUCGCGGGCGUGUACGCCGUCGGCCUCGGGCGGCUCUCAAAAGCGUUCGCGCUCCUCUCCGAGGCGAUCACGCUCUCCUUCGACGCGGGCCUGCACCGCUCCGCGGACGACUACGACCUCUUCGACCCCGUCGAGGACGAGGUCCGGAAGCGCACCUUCUGGUGCGUCUACCUCUGGGACAAGCAGGCGUCCGCGCACUUCGGGCGGCCCCCGCUGCUGCGCCUGCGCGACUGCGACGUGGGCGAGCCCGCGAUCGUCGACGACGAGUUCAUCACGCGCGAGGGCGUCGGCGUCCAGCCGCAGGAGACGGAGAGCCGGAUGGGCGCGUUCGUGAGCUGCGUGCGCCUCUUCGUCGUCCUCGAGGCCAUCCUCGACAUCCCGCCCUCGCGCCCCAGCCCUGGGGAGGGCGGCUCGCCGUUCCUCGCGCGCGCGGCGGCCGUCCUGACGGGGAGCAGCGGGCCCCGGCGGGGCAAGCUCGAGCUGCGGGAGGAGGAGGCGCUGCUGGACGAGAUCUGCCGUGCGCUGCCCGCGCACUGGGCGCACUCGGUCGAGACGAUGACGAGCGGGGACGUGCUCCGCGUGACGCAGGCGGAGCGCAUCCACUGCGUCGAGCAGUACGUGCGCAUGCUCAUCCACCGGCACCGCUUCUCGGAGAUGGUCGCGGAGCGGCUGCACAACCACGUGCCGGACGCGGAGCAGGACGAGGCGGAGAUCGAGGCGAUGCGCGCGGCGCACGCGUGCGCGCUGCAGAUCAUCUCGUCGCACCUGCAUAUCGCGGCCAAGGGGCUGAUGACCUACUAUGGGGUGCAUGUGAUCCACCAGCUCACCGCGGCAGGCCGCACGCUCGUCGCGAUGCUGCUCAACUGCCAUUCCGACUCGCUGCGGCCGCUCAUCCCGCCCGCGCUGGACGCCCUGCGGUCCUGCGUGGGACUCCUGCGGCGUUUCAGCGGCCGGUACAUAUGCGGGCAGCGGUCAGGUGACCUCAUGGAAGAGUUCUGCAGAAUUACGCAAAUCCCUCUGGAGACGGCUCCCCGUCAGCCAGACCCAGGGUCUACCCCACCGAGCAGCCGCCCGCCGUGGGUCCGCCCGGUGCGCAAAAAGGCGUCGUCGAACGCGCGCUCGCCCGCGGGUUCGGGCGACUCCCCGCUCAACCACGGCAGCCCGGAGGACUUCCAGCCCACGGACGCGUUCCUCGACCACCUCGGCAGCCCUCAGCCCCCAUCGGCCGCCCAGCCCGCGUUCGGCGUGCCGCCGCAGCCGCCUUCGCAGCCGCAAGGCCCGUUCGGAAUGGCGUCGGCGCCGUUCAUGGACGCGGGGAGCCUGAUGCAGACGGACAUGGGCGCGGGCGGGAUGUCGACGGCGGACAUCAUGGCGUUCCUGAACGCGGACGCGGGCCAGCUGGACAUCAGCGCGCUCCUCGCGUCGCCGGACCUCGGCUCGUUGGACCACCAGGCGAACGGGUUCUACCACCUCGGGACGCCCGCUGGCGGGGCGAGCGCGCUCUCGCCAUAG
Dichomitus squalens LYAD-421 SS1 is the source of this 2610-nucleotide messenger RNA. RefSeq lists its product as uncharacterized. Gene Ontology annotation, biological process: regulation of DNA-templated transcription; DNA-templated transcription. The record is from RefSeq and is a predicted model, not a curated record. Bases 1 to 2610 code for a protein of 869 amino acids. NCBI's taxonomy places the organism in Eukaryota, Fungi, Basidiomycota, Agaricomycetes, Polyporales, Polyporaceae. Gene Ontology annotation, molecular function: DNA binding; zinc ion binding; DNA-binding transcription factor activity, RNA polymerase II-specific. The transcript has 8 exons.